AUGGCUGGAAGGUGGAGGAACUUCACCGUUAAUCCUGAUGCGGACAGCUCAAGUCAAAUGUACUUCACCUCCUGGAUACACGACAGGCUCGAUCGAAAUGAGGGGUAUGAAGCUAUUCUUGGAGAUGACAUUGACCGUGUAAGUGAAGAAGAAAAGGAGAUUGCUAAAAAGUUGGUUAUGAUCGGAUUGUGGUGCAUACAAAUGGCACCCGCUGAAAGGCCUUCAAUGAGGGAAGUGGUAGAUAUGCUUGAAGGGGGGGACCUUGAAGGACUAACAUUGCCUCCUAAGCCAGCACUGUAUUAUCCAGAAUCAGCAGAAGAACUCCAAACCAGCCCUAGUUCUUCCGAAGCAUCCACGGAGCCGCUAUGCAGAUCUGUUACUUUAGAAAUUGAAACACAUUCAUGCUAG
Molecule: messenger RNA, 408 nt
Organism: Oldenlandia corymbosa var. corymbosa
Lineage: Eukaryota; Viridiplantae; Streptophyta; Magnoliopsida; Gentianales; Rubiaceae
Source: the annotation of a GenBank genome assembly